Molecule: messenger RNA, 2165 nt
Organism: Marmota monax (woodchuck)
Lineage: Eukaryota; Metazoa; Chordata; Mammalia; Rodentia; Sciuridae
Product: olfactory receptor 10C1-like
Exons: 1
Coding region: 82-1026 (314 amino acids)
Biological process (GO): G protein-coupled receptor signaling pathway
Cellular component (GO): membrane
Molecular function (GO): G protein-coupled receptor activity; olfactory receptor activity
Source: RefSeq, a predicted model, not a curated record
UUGAGGUUCUGAAGAAAUUUCUCAAAAGGAAGAAUCCUAAAGUCCUACAUCUUCUACCCUUUACCCCUCAUUCCGAGAAUCAUGGAUCAUCUCAACCUGACUUGGACCCAGACUUUCAUCCUUGACGGUUUUACUACCACUGCGACACUACGACCUCUUGCUUUCUUGGGGACCCUAUGCAUUUACCUCCUCACCCUUGCAGGGAACUUGUUCAUCAUUGUCCUGGUUCUCACUGAUUCUGGACUGUCCACACCCAUGUACUUCUUCAUCAGUGUCCUCUCUUUCCUGGAACUCUGGUAUGUCAGCACCACGGUGCCCACACUGCUGCACACCUGGCUCCACGGGCGCUCACCCAUCCCGUUGGUCGCCUGCUUCCUCCAGCUGUAUGUCUUCCAUUCCUUGGGCAUGACUGAGUGUUACCUGUUGGGAGUCAUGGCGCUGGACCGCUACUUAGCCAUCUGCCGCCCACUGCACUACCAGGCACUCAUGAGCAGACAGGUACAGCUGUGGCUAGCAGGGGCCACCUGGGUGGCUGGCUUCUCAGCUGCGCUUGUGCCAGCCAGCCUCACUGGCACUCUGCCCUACUGCCUGAAGGAGGUAGCCCAUUACUUUUGUGACCUGGCUCCACUAAUGCGGUUGGCGUGUGUGGACACCAGCUGGCACACUCGGGUCUAUAUUACAGUGAUUGGCAUGAUCAACACAUGUGAUCUUGUUAUCAUUUUAGGACUCUAUGGGGGCAUCCUGAGGGCUGUGCUGAAGCUGCCCUCUGCUGCCAGUCGUGCCAAGGCCUUCUCCACCUGCUCCUCCCAUAUUAUUGUGGUAAUGCUCUUCUUUGGAUCUGCCUUCUUUGUGUAUGUUGGGCCACCUGAGAUCCGAGCUGAGGGCAGAGAUAAACUCAUUGCCUUGGUGUACACUUUUCUUACCCCUUUUCUUAACCCUAUCAUUUAUGCUCUUCGUAACAAGGAGGUGAAAGAGGCUGUUAGGAGGGUCAUCCAGAGGAUGAGGACUGUAUUGAAGACACCCUGAGGUCCUUUAAGGUUAUGGUUCAUCCAUUUGGUAAUUGUAGGAUUUAAUUGAUUAGCCAAGGAAACCAAUUUAUUAUUCAAAUACUCUGUGAAAUGUACAAUUAAAAUGGACUGAUUCUUGGAUUAGGGCAAAUUGAGAAAUAUAGAGGGAGGAGAAACAUAGUCCCUGGAUCUACUAAUAGGGGAGAAAGACCACAUAAGUGAAGAAAUAGCAAAACCAAUAAUUAGAAAGAAACACAAAUUUCUAGGUAGACAGAGUUUGGGUUUGUGCUGAGAAAAUUUGAAGAACCGACAUUGACUCUGUGGUUGUAAUUAAGACUGGAUACUUAGGAUCAAGAAGGUUGUAAGUGAGAUUAACUAAAAGAAACAUAUAAGGACACCUGGGAUAAAUGUUCAGAAAUGGACUGAACAUGAAAAGAGUGCCCACAAGAAUAUGAAGUCGAGUGUUCUCUGGUGAUCUCAUAGGAAAAGACGUUUUCAGGUGGAGAAGAGAAUUUGUCUAACAGGACACUGAAGACAAAGAUGCUCAGUAUAUUGGUGGUCUGAACUGAGCUAUAGAUAUCCAUCUUGUACUUUGAAUUUGAAAUAAGUACGUCAACCAGGAAAUAUCAUCAAUGGAGUCCCCUGUGUGCAAAAAUUGCUCGAGGAACCAAGAGAAUAUGUUAAAAAAAAACAAAAAAACAGGAACACUUUCUGUUUUCAAGGAGCUGAUCAUCACUGUGUUUUAAGGAAGCAAUUGUCUCACUCUUUCUCUCUCCAAUCUCCCACUUUCUUCCCUACACACACACACACAGACACACACACACCCCAGUAAGCAACAGUCGCAACACGUUGCCUAACACCAGGAAAUAAACUUAAAUUUUACUCUAUGCUUAUCUGCAAUAACAGGUAUUGGCUGGAAGGGAAUGAGGGGGAGAAAAGUGAGUCUCACAGUUUUACUCAGACAUUUUCCUCAAAUUUUGGAAUCCUCAAACCCUGAGCAUCCAGGUGAUACUUGUCUGAAGGGUCUCUUCAGACCAGAGGUAGCUUUGAAAGAUCUUCCUAAGAUUGUCCCGGGAUAACAUGACUAUAACCCUACUGAAAAUACAACACGAAAAAAACCAAACAAACAAAUAAAACCCUCAUUUCAGGUAAAAACUA